CGGUCUACCCAUCCAAAACCAGCAUUGCAAGCUUGUUGUGGAGAAAAAAAUGUGGAGAACCAGCAGCAGAGAAGUGGGAGCACUUUCAAGUUCAACCUUCUCUCGCACCUACAUUCGUCCAUUCACUUGCGCUUCUUCGAACCCAGCUCGUCUGGUGCCGCACCCACCUGACCUCCUCAAAUGGGUUCGAAAGGAAGGUGGGUUUGUCCAUGAAUCUAUCAAGAUUGCUCAAGUUCCUUCUUAUGGUCUUGCUCUUGUUGCUUCCCAUGAAAUUCCUAAAGGGUCUGAUCUUAUUGCUCUUCCUCCUCAUUUACCCUUGAAAUUUGAUGAUUCCAUUGAUGGGUCUGCUUCUUCGCCUAUUUUGACUGAGUUGGCUCGCCAAAUUCCUGAGGAGCUUUGGGCUAUGAGGUUGGGUCUGAAGCUUCUUCAAGAAAGAGCAAAAACUGGGUCUUUUUGGUGGCCAUACAUCAGCAAUCUUCCUGAGACAUACAGUGUUCCAAUCUUCUUCAACAAAGAAGAUAUACAAAAUUUGGAAUUUGUUCCUCUAAUAACUCAGGUAAACAAGAGAUGCCGAUUUCUUUUUGACUUUGGGAAGCAAGUCAAAGGGGCUAUUGCUAAUGUGAAACCUGGAGAUCAUCCAUUUGGGGGUCAAGAUGUUGAUGCAUCUGCCCUGGGAUGGGCAAUGGCAGCUGUUUCAUCGAGAGCAUUUCGCUUGCAUGGAGAUAAACUUUCUGAUGGGAUCCACAAAUCUGUCCCUAUGAUGUUGCCUCUAAUUGACAUGUGCAAUCACAGCUUUAGUCCAAAUGCUAAAAUUAUUCAGGAUAAAGGUGCUGAAAAUACUAAGAUGCUGGUUAAGGUAGUGGCAGAAAAGCAUGUACAGAAGGAUGCUCCUUUGGAACUCAAUUAUGGUUGUAUGAACAAUGACAUUUUCCUCUUGGACUAUGGAUUUGUGAUAGCUGCAAAUCCUUAUGACUCUAUUGAGCUCCGUUAUGAGCCAUAUCUUUUAGAGGCUUCUAGUGCUGCCAUUGGUCUCUACUCCCCAAAUUUCUCUUCACCAGCUUCAUGGCAAUCUGAAAUCUUGUCGGCUUUAGAACUAGAUGAUAAGAUGGCUCCAUCUAAGGUAACAUUGGGUGGGCCAGAUUUGGUUGAUGGUCGACUCUUGGCUUCUUUACGUGUACUGCAUGCAAGUGAUGUGGAAAAAGUACGUGAGCAUGAUUUGAGUACCCUUCAGUUGUUGUCUGCUGAAGCUCCUCUCGGAAUCCAAAAUGAAUUGGCUGCUCUUCGAACUAUUAUUGGGUUGUGUGUGUUAUCACUGAAAAAUUUUCCCACACAAAUGGCGGAGGAUGAGGCCUUACUAAAACAGGGUGUCUCUACCUUCUCAGAGCUGGCUAUCCAAUUCAGAUUGGAAAAGAAGUCCAUGAUUGUGAAUGUAAUGAGGGAGAUGUCGAAACGGGUCAAGCUUUUACUAGCCAAGGAAUCAACUGCUGCUGCCUAACCAUUGCUACAACCUACCAGAACUUUAUGUCAAGGAUUGAUCUUCACUUCACCAUUAGCCCAUUAGGCUUUGCAAGGAAGUCUGUUGUGAAGCAGAGCUGCAUUGUAUUUGGUGUAGCUUAUUUGGAUUGAUCACCAUGCUUAAUAUGUAGGUUGUUGACUAUUCUUUUUCCUUUUGUUUUGUAUGGAGUCACUGAUAAAGUGAUAAGUGAUAACACAAUAAUUUAUAUGCUAUAUUUAUCCAUUGCUAGUCAUCAUUACCUCAUCAUAUUAAUUUUUCAAAGCUAUUGUUUUAUGUUUGUUUUU
Chenopodium quinoa (quinoa) is the source of this 1800-nucleotide messenger RNA. RefSeq names its product histone-lysine N-methyltransferase setd3-like. The record is from RefSeq and is a predicted model, not a curated record. The transcript is spliced from 5 exons. Gene Ontology annotation, molecular function: protein binding; protein-lysine N-methyltransferase activity. The coding region runs from base 50 to 1495 and encodes 481 amino acids. Gene Ontology annotation, biological process: peptidyl-lysine monomethylation. Lineage: Eukaryota; Viridiplantae; Streptophyta; Magnoliopsida; Caryophyllales; Amaranthaceae.